Messenger RNA from Caretta caretta (loggerhead turtle), 5744 nucleotides. RefSeq names its product alpha-1,3-mannosyl-glycoprotein 2-beta-N-acetylglucosaminyltransferase (gene MGAT1). NCBI's taxonomy places the organism in Eukaryota, Metazoa, Chordata, Testudines, Cheloniidae. Gene Ontology annotation, cellular component: Golgi apparatus. Gene Ontology annotation, biological process: protein N-linked glycosylation. Gene Ontology annotation, molecular function: alpha-1,3-mannosylglycoprotein 2-beta-N-acetylglucosaminyltransferase activity. The record is from RefSeq and is a predicted model, not a curated record.
CAACUGGCCUUGGUUUUAACCCUUAGUGACCUGACCCCAUGCACUUAGCACCCUGAAUGUUAUUGCUGACCCUUGCAAUGUCUUUCCCUUCCCCGCCCCGUCCCUUUGGGUUGCUGACUUGAUUGGUGCACAGGAGACGCCUUCCCCUUAUCCUGGGACCUGCUGUGCUGGCUGGUUUCCUGUUUGCCUUCUGUGCACCCCCUGCACCCCUCCCCCCUUCACAGAGAACCCCCUCCCACCCUCUACUGCUCUGUGAUGGCUGCCAGCUGUUUCCCAUUAGAGAGCAGGCAGCAGAGGAAGGGAGGACAGGCUGUUCCUCACGUCUCCCUGUGUUUGCGUCUGGCUCUGAUCUACCUUUGUAAGUGAACUAGAUCAGUAGACAGCAGGGCUCUGAGCCCUCCCCGCAGUGGGCUAGCUCCCCAUGCACAAACCACCAUCCCAAUGGGGUUUGCCCUAUAGGUGCCCCCCACUGGAGGUGGAUAAGGGCGGUCAGGAAGGCCAAGGGAUAGAGGCUGCCGAGGCUGCCAGCAAGCUACGGGUGGGGGUCGAACCAGUCCUGUGUAUCUAAGGGUCCGUGUUCACUGCAGAGGUAAUUCAGGGGGUCAAUAACCGGAUGUGAGCAGCCCCCCAACAAAGCCCUAUCCGAGUUACCGCUCUGAUUCCUUCCCCAUGAAUUGUGGGAGUGCUUGUCCGCUCUUCUGGGCGCACAGGGGAAUUGUGGGAAAGCAUUGGAAGACUAUCAGCACUCGAAUGGUUUAGCCUGUGUCCUCACUGCAAAGUCAGCAGGCUGAGUGGAAAUGGAUCCUAAGCACUAACCCACACCCCCAGCCGGGCCCCGUUAGCACCACCAAGUUCAGCUGAGAAGGUUUUGGGAGGGGGGAUGGGGCAGCUCCUGGGUAGGAGCCUGGGCUAAUUGCAGUGAAGAAAGACCCUGAAAGCGUGAACCUCUGCUGCCCGAGCAUGGAAGCAACAGCAGCGUCCUAAACCUCUAUGUGGGCCGGCCAGAAGAGGGGGUAGAGAGUCCGGCUCUGCCUGCCAGGGUUACCCCAACCCGGGAGCUCGUGGCUGUGAGCGGAACCCGGUUCCAGGGAGGAAUUGGGCUGAGAACCUCCAGCUCGUUUCACGCAUCCCUCUCUUCACGGGUGCAUGCUGGGAAGCGAAGAGCUGUGGCAUAAACCCUGCGAGAGCUCCAGUGGAGGAGAGAGAUGGCGACCCACAUGGCGGGUGUGGGGGUGACUGUACCGCUUCAUUCGUGUCUUGAGCCAGUCCUGAUGCCGAUGCUUAGGGCAGAGUGGAAUCCGGCUUGCUUUUUCAUCCGCUGUGUUGGCGGGAUCAGGCCUGCUGAUCCAAACGCCUACAUGGGAGGGCCACGUUUCCUGGUACUGCUGAGGGGAGUGAAACCAGCUGAGCCAGCGAGAACUGUGCCGAAACUGCCGUGCGUUAAAACUUCAACAGGACACGGCUCGGUAUGUUGCUGUCCCCUCUGCUCUGUACCAUUGCCCAGAGCGGAUCUGUCUGCUGUUUCUCCCCCCAUCCCGCCCCCCACUGCAGCUGGAAAUCAGAUAUCAGCAGAGAGAGAGAGAAGCGAUUAGAGAGGUCCAUGGCUGUGGAGUGACGCCUGAGGGAUCGAGAGCGCACGCGAGCGGGGGGGGCCUCUGCCUGUGAAGGAUGCUGAAGAAGAGCAGCCUGGUCCUCUGGGGCGUGGUGCUGUUUGUGGCCUGGAACGCCCUGCUCCUUUUCUUCCUGUGGACCCGGCCCCCGGCCUUCGACGACCAUAGCCACUUGACCGAGGAGGUCAUCCGGCUGGCCCAGGACGCUGAGCUGGAGCUGGAGCACCAGAAGGACCUGCUGCGGCAGAUCCACCGGUACAGCGCCCUCUGGAGCAAGAAGAGGAAGAAGGUGGAGGAGGCGGGUCGGCUCCCGCCGCCCGCUGCCGCCUCCAACGCUGGGGCUUUGCCCGCCACGGAGGCCGUCCCGCACCGGCCCCGGGCCUCCCCGGCCGCGGUCCUGCCUGUGGUGGUGAUCGCCUGUGACCGCAGCACGGUGCGCCGGUGCCUUGACAAGCUGCUGCACUACCGGCCGUCCCGGGAGCGCUUCCCCAUCAUUGUGAGCCAGGACUGCGGGCACGAGGAGACGGCGCGGGUCAUCGCAUCCUAUGGCGAGGCGGUGAUGCACAUCAAGCAGCCGGACCUGAGCGACAUCGCGGUGCCCACGGACCACCGCAAGUUCCAGGGCUACUACAAGAUCGCCCGGCACUACCGCUGGGCCCUGAGCCAGGUUUUCCGCACCUUCCAGUACCAGGCGGCCAUUGUGGUAGAGGACGACCUGGAAGUGGCUCCAGAUUUCUUCGAGUACUUCCAGGCGGCCUUCCCGCUCCUGUUGGCCGACCCCAGCCUCUGGUGCGUCUCGGCCUGGAAUGAUAACGGCAAGGAGCAGAUGGUGGAGGCUGGCCGGCCGGAGCUGCUCUACCGUACGGACUUCUUCCCCGGCCUGGGUUGGCUGCUGCUGUCAGAGCUGUGGGACGAGCUGGAGCCCAAGUGGCCCAGGGCCUUCUGGGAUGACUGGAUGAGGCAGCCGGAGCAGCGGCGCAGCCGUUCCUGCAUUAGGCCCGAGGUCUCCCGCACCAUGACCUUCGGCCGCAAGGGCGUGAGCCAUGGGCAGUUCUUCGACCAAUACCUGAAGUUCAUCAAGCUCAACGACCGCUUCGUGCCUUUCACCCAGCUGGACCUCUCCUACCUCAAGAAGGAGGAGUACGAGCGCUCAUUCCUGCCCAAGGUCUACGGCGCCCCUGAGCUGCGGGUGGAGGAGCUGCAGGGCAACCAGCGCCGGGAACUGGGCACCGUCCGCGUGCAAUACAGCAGCCGCGACUCCUUCAAGGCCUUUGCCAAGGCCCUGGGUGUUAUGGAUGAUCUCAAGUCAGGGGUGCCCCGCGCCGGCUACCGCGGCAUCGUCAGCUUUCUCUACCGUGGCCGGCGGGUCUACCUGGCGCCCCCUUCUGACUGGACGGGCUAUGACCCCAGUUGGAGUUAGCACUGUCUCUCCCCAGACAUUGACCCUUGAGCAUGUUGGACCCAUAAAGAUCAUGGAGCGGGUGGGUGGGGUGUGUGUGUGUGUGUGUGUGUGGGACUCAGACCUUGUAUUUUUGUUUUCUGAGUGGCAUUCGAGUGCAUUCGGGGGAGGGGCGGUGUGUGUGUUUGUGCACUUAAUACUGGGGUUGAGGGGCUGGAUUAUUGUGACGCCCCGAUGUGGGGGGCAGGGGACUGGGAUGGGGCAUGCUGAGGCUUUCCUCACUGCCCUUCCCCUCCAUCCCCCCCAGUGCCUAUCCCCUUUCUGACAUUGUGAUCUCCUCUCUACUGCGUCCCUGAAGGUUUCUCCAUGGUAGGUGAGUGGGGUCAGAGCCAAUGCUGAACCGAACUGACCAAUCAGUGGCUACUUUCCCAGCCUCUGUGAGCUGCGGGGGAAGAAUGGAGAGAGGACAGUGACCACGUCAGCCUGGGAGGGACUAAUGGAGAUGCCAGGACCUGCUUAGGACCUUUGGCAGUUCCCACCUCACCAUCCUUAGUUGGGGGCAGGGGUCACCUCUGGCUAUAGCUGGGAGGGAGCGUUGGAGAUGACGUGGUGCCCUUGAUGGUCCUCAAGAGCCCAUCAUUCGCUGUAGGGGAGCUGGCCAGGGGCAGGGAUCUUUAUGUCCAUGAUGACCUCUUUGGUGUCUCCAUGGGACCAUCUCUAGCAAGGCUCGAGCAUCAGAACUUUCUCGCCCUUUGACCUGCUCAGUGGUCUCCGAGCAGCCCUCUGGGUCUGGGAGGUGUGAGGAGUUGUCCUGGCUUCCCUCUAUCCAGCAACGUAACGUCCCCACAACGUUCCUCUGCUUGCAGUGGGCGUUCCACCACGGUGGUCCCUUCCCUUUGUCCUUCAUCGCUGCUUUUCUACACUGUGCGCCGAAGAAGUUUGUUACGGAGCCGGGGCUCUGCAAUCCGGUUUGUGUUACUCUCCCUGGUGAGGAAGGGAGAGACCCGAGCUUGCGGCCUGCCUUAAUCCUCAGUGGGGGCCUCCAUCUUUUCCUGGGUUGAAGUUUGGUUCAAAGUUGGCUCAGUCCCUGCCGGAUGGUGGCUGAUUCCCCUGCUGCCAUGGUCAUGGUGGUCAUGAUUCCCUUGCUACAUAGUUGGUGUAGCAAUGGGGAGAGACAUGAGAUAUCACCAUGAAGGAAAACCACAGGGGUGGUGGGAUACAAGAGAAGGGGCUCUCUGACAAUGAGCCCUGCCUUAUCUGUGGGGGUAGACCCCCCUCUCCAGUCUCCUAAGAGGUGCUGCUGAGCUGUUCAAGAGCCAGUUUGGGGAGGGAGAGUUACAGUUCAGACCUUAUUUGGCCAAAAUGUAGACCACACCAAAGGGUAACUUUUCCCCCACUGUAUUAUUUUGCUGUAUUGUUCUGUUUUUGUUUUAAAUCCCCUUAUCUUCCCCCGUCUGGGAGGUGAGCCAGGGGAGGAGGGAAACCAAACCGCCCAUUGGCAUUCUACAUCACCCAUGAAAUUGCUUGGUGCCCUAGGGCAAGUUUGGCAAAGGAUGGGUGGGUGCAGAAGCUUCCCUGCGAUCCAAACCCUGUUGGUGAGGUCAGGCAGAGAGGAGCUCCCAUGUCAACAGCCAAGAAGGAGAUGGUUGUUCCAAGAGUGUAUUAAAGGGUCUGAAAAUGUCCUGUCUCCAAAGUGCCCCUUCCCUCCCAGCUCUGGUAAGCAAUAUCCAGAGCGCUGGGGGCUUUCUCAGAGUAAGGGUGCUUCAGUGUGUGUGUGUGUGUGUAACUUUCCUCCCCUCCUUGGGCCAGGAUGGGGGGAAUCUAUCGGAAGGAAGAAUCUCUGGGAGAGGGAGGUCCAUUUGUAGGCAGGAACUUCAGUGGGAUCCAGGCAGCUCUUCAGGAAGCCAUCCAGGUUGGGUUGGAUCCCUGCCAUUCUCCUGGGCAGGAACUGGGAGCUGGGCAGGCUCUUCCAUCACACCCUGCCUGCGGCAAAAGUCCCACCCUGUUCCGUUUGCUCUGGGCUGUGCCGCCCUCACCACACGUGGCUCCAAGGUAGGGCUUUCUGCCCCAUGCUGCCAAGAAGCCUUUAGACUCUGGUUGACUUCAAGGUGAGGAAGUCGAUCCAGCGAAACGAAGCCCGACUACGUUGUGGCUGAUGGAGCUCUCCUUGUGAGCCCUCCCUGUUCCUGUCCGAAGCAAUGUGAGGUUCUGGUGGAGGGAGUUUUUCCUCUGUGGGUUUGCAAGAGAGGAGUAGAUACGACCACCUGGGGUGCUCUUACCCUCUUGGAGAGGAUCCCAUACUCUGUCCCCUACCCCCAAACACUGAGGGUGCCUGGGAAGCCAGCUGCUCUGUUCAGCCUCAGAUGGAGCAGGGUCUGCACUGAGGGGAGUUGGGAUUGAAGCCCACCCUUUGUUCAAGGAGGUUGAUUAAAACCAGUUUCCUUUCCCGUAGUGGUUGCUCCCUCUACCACGGGGGUUGGGAUUAGUCCACUAUUACCCUCUCUGCCUGCUGCCCCCUUCCCUGGGGAGGGGGGUGGUGAGAGGUAGAACCACAUGCCUGGACCAGUCUUGAAGCCAUUCUCAGUGGCAGGGGAGGAGGGGAGGAAGGAAUUUUGAGCAGGGGGGCUGUGGGGAGGGAGGGAGAGAUGCUGUUUUUAUGUCCAAACGUCAUUCUGCGAAAGCGAACUUUAAGGUGCAGAAACUAUUUUCCAGAAUAAAAUAAAAGCCAGACCUUU